Penaeus monodon (black tiger shrimp) is the source of this 797-nucleotide messenger RNA. RefSeq lists its product as uncharacterized. Gene Ontology annotation, molecular function: structural constituent of ribosome; small ribosomal subunit rRNA binding. The coding region runs from base 1 to 687 and encodes 228 amino acids. The transcript is spliced from 8 exons. Gene Ontology annotation, cellular component: ribosome; mitochondrial small ribosomal subunit. Lineage: Eukaryota; Metazoa; Arthropoda; Malacostraca; Decapoda; Penaeidae. The record is from RefSeq and is a predicted model, not a curated record. Gene Ontology annotation, biological process: mitochondrial translation.
AUGGGGUUACACUCGGAAAGCGCAGUGUUUAAUCACAUACGAAUCACCUAUGUUUCCAUGCUCCGCAUGUCUCUGGUGAGUGUCUAUACUGUCAAGAACUACCCAAUAAUUUUACCAAUGUGUAUACCAGCCUGGUAUCAAGUUGGAAAUAUUUUCUUAAUGAAAUGCAACAUUAGUCUGAUCUCCCUGAAGGUUAAUAUUGUGAAAAGCUAUAUUUUAUCCUUUGUAAAAUACAGGAGCCUACAGUCUAUAAACUUGCUGAGAUUGGAGCCACCAGUGCCAUAUCAAACAAGGUAUCAGGGAACAGUUAUCGUUGAUGUAACAGAUAAACAGACAACAAUAGAGGGUCUCUACAAACCAUCAGAUCGAACUGAACUGCUUGUCAAGACUGAGCAUACUGAGUGUGGUGCUUGUCCUCUCUGUGCCCUUCAGCUGAACCUAAAACAUACUGAUGUUUUGGUUUUGUCUCAGUUCUUGCGCUCAGAUGGAUGCAUGCUGCCGAAGCGAAUCACUGGCUUAUGUAAUAGUCAACAGAAGAAAGUGACCCUGCUAGUUGCCAUGGCUCAAAAAGCAGGAUUGAUGCCCAACCUGGCCCCCUAUUGGAGUAAGAAGGAUCCCAAGAAACGGUUUGGAUCUAAGAAAUUCAACAGAUAUUUUGAUGAGGAGACAUUAAAUAUUAGAAUAUAAAAUAGUAUGAAUCUGUGUAUUUUUCAUCAUUCUGAUGUAAAAUUUACAUAUGUAAUUAUUCACUGAAAAAAUGUAUUCAUCAAAUGUAAAUAAAAUGACUGUUUGGAAAA